Selaginella moellendorffii is the source of this 2367-nucleotide messenger RNA. Its product is annotated as pentatricopeptide repeat-containing protein At4g02750-like. Bases 1 to 2367 code for a protein of 788 amino acids. The transcript is spliced from 3 exons. NCBI's taxonomy places the organism in Eukaryota, Viridiplantae, Streptophyta, Lycopodiopsida, Selaginellales, Selaginellaceae. The record is from RefSeq and is a predicted model, not a curated record. Gene Ontology annotation, molecular function: protein binding.
AUGUCUCGCCUCGUUUUCUUCUUCUUUGUGCUGUUAGUGGCCGCUGCUAUGGCUGCCAGGCCUGUCAAGGACUCCACAGUGGCGAAUGACAAGAGUGUCAACGCGGUAGCGUCCGCGAGUGCUGUGGCCGGUGGAAAAACUGAGGUGAGAUUCACUUGGGGUGGAGUGAGAUACUUGUUUUUAACGCUUGAUUUCUUCCGUAGAAGCUCACCGCGUCGCCGCGCGAUCAUCCGGAUCAUCAGCAGCAGGACCACGUCGACUACAUCUACGAUUUCAAUCCCUGAUGGCGAAAGAUCGAUCCGCGAAGAAACACAGCCUCCAAAGCCCAGCGGCGGUGGCUACUGUUCUUCCCCUUUCGCAGCGAAUUUAAUUCGCGAGAGACCCUGGGCGGUGUUCGCGCGGCGUCUUAUCUUGAUCUGGUUGGUUGCGCGAUCCAGAAACCAAGGUGGCAUUUUUCUUUUUUACUGUUUUGGGCGACUAAGUUUCGCGCACAAUACGUUUCAAAAGAUUCUCUCUUCUCUUUUACGCAAAUGCUACCAAAGGUCUUCAAUGGAGAGAAGCUUUUGCAUCCAGCAAAUCCAGGACUGCUCCACCAUCGCCACCGCGCUGCGAAUCCACCAGCGCAUCAAACCGCUGCUCGGACACGAUGCAUUCCUCCACGACAAGCUCAUCGAGAUGUACGCGAGGCUGGGGAGCCUCGAGCGCGCGAGGGAGGUUCUCGACUCCAUGGAAAACCCAUCCUCUUUUUCCUACUACCACCUUCUCUCCGGGUACUGCAAGAGCGGCGAGAUCAACAGCGCCCAGAAGCUCUUUGAUCAAAUCCAAGGGAAGAAUCUCAUACUGUGGACGACUAUGCUCGUCGCAUACGUGAAGAGUGGCUCUCUCGCACACGCUAAGCGAGUUCUGGACGAAAUCCCGCAAAGAGAUCUGGUUCUUUGGACAUCCAUGCUUACUGCAUAUGCCCAAGAAGGGCAUCUAGAGGAGUCAAGGCAUAUCUUUCUAUCGAUGCCCGAGCAUAAUCUAGUAACUUGGAAUGCGUUUCUUACGUGCUACUGCAUUUUAGAUCUUGUUAGCGAAGCUCAAAUUCUCGUAUUUCAAAUGCCCGAGAGAAACAUCAUCACUUGGAACUUGAUGCUAUCAGUAUAUGCCGGAACUGGGGAUCUCUCUAAUGCCGAGAGAAUCUUCUUCCAAAUGCCCGAAUGGAGCUUGGUAUCGUGGACAACUCUUUUCGAAUCAUACAUACGAGCGAAGAAGCUCAGCAAAGCCCGGGAGUUGUUUGAAAAGAUGCCUGCCAGGGAUAUUCUCUCGGUGACUUUAAUGAUAAAGGCCUAUUCCCAGUCUGGGCAUCUUGAUGAGGCCAAGAAUCUCCUCCUUGAGAUGCCCUGUUGGGAUCUCGUCUGCUGGAAUUCACUCUUUGCAGCAUAUGCUCAAUCUGGUCUUGUAAAAAAUGUUACCGAUCUUUUCCAAAAGAUUCCCUGUAAAGACAGAGUCUCCUACUCUUGCUUGCUGGCCGCCUAUACAAACAGCUACCUCUUUGAAGAAUCCGAGAGAAUCUUUCACAGCAUGCCGGAGCACGAUUCCAUCUCAUGGACUGCAAUGCUCCCAGUAUAUUCCCACAGUGGGAAUCUCCAUGCAGCGAUGGAGAACAUUCUCCAAAACCCAAACCUCCUAGACGUUGUGUUGUGGACAGCAUUGCUGGGAGAAUAUGCUCGAGCCGGGCAUCUCGAUGUAGCCAAGUGGAUAUUCCAUAAGAUGCAAUGCCGGAAUCUUGUGUCCUGGAAUGCGAUGAUUGUGGCAUAUGCCCAAGCCGGGCAUCUUGUUGAUGCUAAGAAUCUUUUGGAUACCUCCCCCGAGCGCGAUACCAUGUCGUGGAAUGUGCUAUUGGCUGGCUACUGCCAAAACGGACGGCUCGAUGAGGCCCUCCAGCUCUUCCAUUCGAUGAAGACCGUCGAUUUCCCCGACGAGAUCUCCUUCGUCCCGGCGAUUCUUGGGAGCCGACUGUAUGACGCGCGGUGCCUGUUCGUGUCGAUGAGCUUAGAUUUCGAUCGAUCGCCGACGCACCAGCACUUCUCAUGCAUGAUCGAUGCUCUCGGGCGCGCCGGGCGCCUGGAAUCCGCGAGGGAGCUCGCGGAAACGAUGCCAUUCGAGGCGCAAGCGGUGAAUUGGGUGUGUGUUCUUGGAGCUUGCCGCGAUCACGACGAUCUGAAAGCUAGCUCUUACGCCGCGCGGCGUGUUCUUGAGCUUGAUCCAAAGAAUGGCGCUGUCUAUGUGCUGCUGGCAAGCACGGCAAGAGAUCCGGGAAGGAUAUUUCACAGUGGGAUUGGUAGAAACCUAGCGAGGAGAUCGAGAGAAAGCACUGCCGCCUAG